Messenger RNA from Tetrahymena thermophila SB210, 984 nucleotides. RefSeq names its product lipase family protein. NCBI's taxonomy places the organism in Eukaryota, Ciliophora, Oligohymenophorea, Hymenostomatida, Tetrahymenidae. The transcript has a single exon. Gene Ontology annotation, biological process: lipid metabolic process. The record is from RefSeq and is a predicted model, not a curated record.
AUGAAAAUACACUUCCUUGUUCAUAUUUUUAUUUUCAUAAAUUUGGGUUUAGUUAUUUCUGAUGAGCUCACAUUCGAUAUCCAAAGGGCUAUGGAUUUUUUAUUCUACUAGAAGGUCUCUUACUGUCCAUCCUAAUCUAUUGAACAAUGGAACUGUGGUACUAUUUGUAAAUUUCAUGAUGAUAUGAAAGAUGUAAGAGUUUUAACUAAUACCACUAAUGCUGCUUAAGGUUAUAUUGGAUAUCACAAUAAUUACAUCGUCAUCGCAUUCAGAGGGACAUAAUUAAAUAAAAACUGGCUAAAUAACUUCGAUUUUAUCAAAGUUGAUUAUCCUAAAUGUUAAAAGUGUACUAUACAUAGAGGCUUUUUUAGAACCUUUACUGAUUUGAGUGAUCAAUUGUUUAAAAAUCUUUAAGAGAUGUUAAUCAAAUAUCCUAAUUCUUAAAUAAUAAUUACAGGUCAUUCAUUAGGAGGGGCCGUUGCUACAAUAGCAGCUGUCGAAAUUUAAGAUUACUUAUUACAAUAAAAUAAAAAUGAUCUCAUAUCUGAGUUUUAUACCUUUGGAUAACCCAGAGUUGGAAACUAAGAAUUUGUUGAUUAUUUUAAUUCAAUUUUUCCUUUUGCUUUGAGAAUAGUUAAUAAUAAAGAUAUAGUUGUGCGUCUUCCUAUGAGAAUCUUUGGAUAUUCCCAUAUAGGUACUGAAAUUUGGUUUGAUUAAGAAAAUAACUAUACUAUUUGCUCAUUCUAAAGUGAAGAUCCAAAUUGCUCUGUAAAAUUCAAUACAGGAAGUACUUCUGAUCAUGUAAAGUACCUAGAUAAUAGUACUAGUUGUACUGAAUUUGAUAUGCAGUAAAAUCCAUAGUGCUAUAUUAAUGGAGAAAACAUAUGUCCUCAUUUAUCUGAUAAUUAAGUCAUAGAAAAAAUGCUUCUAAAAUAAGAAAUACCAAUCUAUGACUCUCCACAAAUUUAAACAAGCAUUUAAUGA